UUCUUCUUCAAAAACGACAACAUACUCUGAAGGAAGGAGAUGAGUGGCAGCACCACAGUGGCGGUAGCGGCAGCGGCGGCUGGCAGUGGUAUAUCUGGUUACCGGCCGCCGUUCACGCCGGUGCAGUGGCAGGAGCUGGAACAUCAAGCUCUGAUAUACAAGUAUUUGGUGGCAGGGGUGCCUGUACCCUAUGAUCUUGUUGUUCCGAUUAGAAGGAGCCUGGAAGCUUUAUCUGCUAGUUUCUUUAAUCAUCCUACCUCAUUGGGCUAUUGUUCGUAUUACGGGAAGAAAUUUGACCCAGAGCCAGGGAGGUGUCGGAGGACAGACGGGAAGAAGUGGAGAUGCUCGAAAGAUGCCUAUCCUGACUCCAAAUACUGUGAGCGCCACAUGCAUCGUGGCCGCAACCGUUCAAGAAAGCCUGUGGAAUCUCAAUCUGCUUCUCAGUCAUUGUCAACUGCAGUUUCGCUAGUCACUACUGUGAGCAGUACUGGUAGUGGUAAUAGAAGCUACCAAGGUCUUGGCAGUGGAAGCUUCCAAAACUCACAUUUGUAUCCCACUGCCAGUUCAGGGAGUUUUGAUUUUGGAGGCAAUGUAUCAAAGUUGCAGAUGAAUGCUAAUACCUAUGGAAUCAACAACAGUUUUAGGUACAAUCAAGGACUAACCGCUGAUGUGGAUGAUCGAAAUUACUCUUCUGGAGCUUCAGCAAGUGCAAGAGGGGGUCUAGGCAUGGAAUCUAAUGCGGACAGUAGUACAUGGCGUCUGGUGCCUAAUCAAGUUCCCACGACCUCCUUGAUGGAAUCAAGAAAUGACUCUUAUCUACAUACCAAAUCCCCACAACUAACCAUGGUCAACGCUUUUGAGCCUGUGAUCGAUGCUACGACAAUGUCAAAGCCAAGUCAACAACAUUGCUUGUUUGGAAGCAAGAUUGGGUCACCGGUUGAAGUGAAGCACGAGCAACACUCGAUGCGCCCAUUCUUUGAUGAGUGGCCAGAAGCCAGGGAACCGUGGUCCAGUCUUGAUCCUGAUAGCAAGAACUCGUUCUCAACAACUCAGUUAUCCAUCUCAACGGCACCUGAAUACACUGCCCGAAGUGACUGCACCCCAAAUGAUGGUUAACAAAUGGGUGGUUGGUAUGAUGAAGAAAGCUUGUGGGAAAGAUGGAAGUUUUUUAUGUUUAUUAUGUGUAUUUGAUUAUGUUGUAUGAUCUUGGAUUACAGUACAACAUGUUAAAUGUAAGUUUGGAAUGUUGACUUUUGUGGUGUGCAGGUCAACGUAGAUGUUGCAUCCCCCAGUUCAAGUAUAUGCUUGUUUAAUCAAACUCUUUCUGGAAUAAAUGUUGAUCCCUUUUGAAUUGUACAUU
Molecule: messenger RNA, 1360 nt
Organism: Cynara cardunculus var. scolymus (artichoke)
Lineage: Eukaryota; Viridiplantae; Streptophyta; Magnoliopsida; Asterales; Asteraceae
Product: growth-regulating factor 5-like
Exons: 4
Coding region: 40-1116 (358 amino acids)
Biological process (GO): regulation of DNA-templated transcription; developmental process; DNA-templated transcription
Cellular component (GO): nucleus
Molecular function (GO): ATP binding
Source: RefSeq, a predicted model, not a curated record